Molecule: messenger RNA, 461 nt
Organism: Phyllotreta striolata
Lineage: Eukaryota; Metazoa; Arthropoda; Insecta; Coleoptera; Chrysomelidae
Source: the annotation of a GenBank genome assembly
GGUCGAAUAACAAUAUUAUUCCAAUACGAAACGAGUUAGCUAUUUGGAAUGGAAUAAGCAAAAACGAGCCUCAGUGCGGCGUAGGUGAGCGCCGAGAACGGGUAAUAUUUCGCGUAAAUUUUUUCGAUUUUCCCCGCGAUCAAUAAACCGCCCCCAAGGCGAGCAGGGCGCAUGUCCUCUUACCUGUCCGUCCGUCGGCCAGCCGUUUUUGUUGUGUUACAUUUCACCGUGCGUGAGCGCGUCGAGACGGCGACAUGUGUGGGAAAUUGUCGGGAUAAUUUUCGGGUGUCGGUUUCGGUCGAGAGAUGAAGUUGAUUCCGGUGAAUUACCAGGGCUUCACGGCCAUGGACAGGCGGUUCUCCAGCCCGAUGUUGCCGUGGAUCGUGUCGGAGAUCAGGAAGAGGAAUUGCGUCGAAAAAGCUAUUUUGUCGGGGUACCCAGUUGGGUAUAUGCAUUGGUAG